This is a messenger RNA of Ylistrum balloti, 1270 nucleotides long. Its product is annotated as epidermal retinol dehydrogenase 2-like. Gene Ontology annotation, cellular component: lipid droplet. The record is from RefSeq and is a predicted model, not a curated record. Gene Ontology annotation, molecular function: oxidoreductase activity, acting on the CH-OH group of donors, NAD or NADP as acceptor. NCBI's taxonomy places the organism in Eukaryota, Metazoa, Mollusca, Bivalvia, Pectinida, Pectinidae.
GUGUGAUCUGGGCGAGUUAAAGCUACAAACAUGGCGGACUACAUGGAUCUCAUUAAGGAGACAAUUGUCAUGUUACUAUCACUUAUAUUCUACUGGCUGAAGGCGAUUGUGUUAACGUUCGUACCCACCAGUCUGCAAGCGAAGAAUAUUUCCGGGGAGACGGUGUUGGUAACUGGAGCUGGAAGUGGAAUUGGCAGAUUGAUGGCAGUACGAUUUGCUGAAUUAGGAUGUCGUUUGAUAUUAUGGGAUAUUGAUUCAAAAGGAAAUGAAGAAACAGCUCGUCAGUGUAAAAGUGUGGGAGCAUCGGCUAGAACCUACACUGUGGACCUAAGUAAGAGGGACGACAUCUACAGAGUAGCUAGUCAGGUGAAACAAGACACCGGUGAUGUGGAUAUCCUAGUAAACAAUGCUGGGAUUGUCACUGGUAAAAAAUUCUAUAUCAUUGUAGCACCUGACAACAUGAUAGCAAAAAACAUUGUAAGUAACACAUUAGAUAGCAAAAUCUAUUUCUGGAUGUGUAAGGCGUUUCUACCUGGGAUGAUGGAGCGUAACCAUGGUCACAUCGUGAACAUUGCCAGUUCCGCGGGACUGCUCGGAGUGAAUGGACUUUGUGAUUAUUGUGCCAGUAAGUUUGGAGCUGUUGGAUUUGAUGAGUCACUCAGGUUUGAAUUGGAAAUGCUUGGAAAAGAUGGUGUACAUACAACAGCUGUCUGUCCUUUCUAUAUCUCCACUGGCAUGUUCGAAGGCUGUAAAACAAGGGUGCCAUGGUUACUGCCGAUUCUUGAGCCAGACUUCGCAGCCAACAGGAUUAUAGAUGCUGUUCUUUGUAACCAGAAAGUCAUCAUACUCCCUCGUUCCUUGUACUUCUUUAUGGGUCUGAAAGGAAUCAUUCCAACAAAAGUGUUGUCCAUUUUGUGUCUGUACUUUGGUGCCUCCAACUCCAUGGAUGAAUUUAAAGGCCGUGUCGUGAAACAGGAGUAAAGAUUUGUGAGAUUGAGACAUUUGAAGUGAAAUCCAGAAAAUCAAGAUGACAGUGAAAAAUAUUGAAGUAGACUCAACAUGUUGACUAGCUCACCAAUAACUGGUCCAAUUGGAAAGAUUAUAACCCAUAGUGGAGGAUAUCCGUGGACAGGAAGUGAUAUCUACAGGUGUUGGCUGGUAUCUGCAGAUGUGACCUGAUAUAUCAAGGUGUUGGUUGAUAUCUCAAGAUGUCAACUGAUAUCUCAAGGUGUCAGCUGAUAUAUCAAGGUGUCGGCUGAUAUCUCAAGGU